Daucus carota subsp. sativus is the source of this 3073-nucleotide messenger RNA. RefSeq lists its product as uncharacterized. The coding region runs from base 189 to 2936 and encodes 915 amino acids. NCBI's taxonomy places the organism in Eukaryota, Viridiplantae, Streptophyta, Magnoliopsida, Apiales, Apiaceae. The record is from RefSeq and is a predicted model, not a curated record. The transcript has 6 exons.
UUUGUUUUCUUCAGUUCUUUCUUGCUCUUUUCUCUCUCUAAUUAAUUUUCAAAACCCCAUUUCUUGGUAUUCCCAUCUGUUCACACAAGCCAGAUUGAGUGGAUAAAAGGGCUGUUCUUGAAGAUUUGAAAGGUGGGUUCUUCCCAAGAUUUGAUUUUGUUUAAGUGGUAUAAAUAGUAGAUGAGAAAAUGGAAGCUGAGAGGCGAAGUUCAAAGGGAGGAUUUUUUCAGUUGUUUGAUUGGAAUGCCAAAUCAAAGAAGAAGCUGUUCUCAAAUAAGUCUGCAUUGCCAGAAUGUUCAAACCAAGGAAAAGAAAAUUUCAGCAGUUCAGAGGCAUCACGGCUUCAUCAGAUGAAUAUGCAUGAGGUAGGACCUAGUCCAAGUGUUCAAGGACACGAUUACAAUUGCAUUUCAUCCGUCAGUGGUGAAGAAGGGCAUGGAACAAAAGUGCCUGGAGUGGUUGCUAGACUUAUGGGACUUGAAUCCUUGCCAAAAAAAGAUGUUUCGGAGCUCUCCUAUGAUUCUUCAUAUUAUGAUUCUUACUCAUUUCGGGAUUCUCAUUUCCCAAGGACUCAACCUGAUACUCAAAGUGACCAUCAUAUCAUGGAUUAUGGUAACACAAGAAAUAAGUUGGAUGGAUUUUCUAGGAAUCCGGUAGAUUUUAGGAUGCACAAGGUGCAGAACAGAUCAAUUGAUAGAUUUCAAACUGAAAUCUUGCCUCCAAAAUCAGCUAGAACCAUAUCUAGUACCCACAGUAGGCUGUUGUCCCCUAUUAAGAGUCCUGGAUUUAUUUUGACGAAGAAUCCAGCUUCCAUCAUGGAAGCGGCCUCGAGAAUAUUUGAACAAAGUCCUCAAUCAACUACCAAGGGUAAGACCAGCUUCGGGUCUCCGUCCGUUCCUUUAAGAAUUCGCGAUCUAAAAGAGAGACUAGAGGCUGCACAGAAAGCACCCCAGGUUCCUGUUCAAUAUCAAAGAACUAAGGACAAUAAUUCUGAAAAGUGUAUGAAAGGACAACCUAAUGAAAGGGGACAGAGAGGAUUAGAAAAUACACAGUUAAGGCAUUCUGUAGCUCUAAAGCAAGGUGGAUCAAGAAGUUUGAAGAAUAAAGAGAAGACUCCUUCUUCAAGUCGAACAAAGACCAAUUUUCAGAUGAGAGAAGGACCGUCUUGGAGUGGUAACAGAAGUUUGAACAGAAAAGGAGAUAAUGGGGUCAAACCUAACCAUCUUGAAAAGAAACAAGUAUAUAUGGAAAAGGGUGUACAGAGGAGAACUUCAGCAAGCGGAACUUCUGAUGUUCUUAAGCAGAAUAACCAGAAGCAGAAUUGUGCAUCCAGCAAAGAAACAAUAUGUUUGAAACCUCAAACGACUUCAUGCCAGCUAGACAGGAAAGUGGCGUCAAGCAAAAACUCCUCUAAAGUGAACAAACCAGUCAACAAAAUUGCUGAAAGUUCUUCAACUGGUUCCAGAAAGAAGAAUAUUGUGGCAGCUGAUACAAGAAAGGAAACCCCAUCUUCUAAUUCAAAAAGCUUUCUAGCAAAGAAACGACCUGUCAGUGCAGUUGCUCGUAAUAACAGCAAUGCUAUUAAAGAUGUUUUGAUCAACAAAGAUGAUAGGUCUGUAAAAUGUAAUGUAUCAGUUGAUGGAUUAAAGAAUUGGGAUGCAGUUGAUGCAAAAAGUGGGAUGGAUGUCGUCUCAUUUACGUUCACGUCUCCCAUUAAGAAGUCACUAUCAGGUUCCCAGGCAUCUGGUCACUUUAGAGAAAAGGAUAGCAGCCUGUCUGUUGUACCUGCUGACGAUAAGCCUGCUAAUGUAUCAUAUUUAUCUUCUUUGGGUUUGAAUGUGAUUGGUAGUGAUGCUUUAAGCAUAUUAUUGGAGGAGAAACUUAAGGAAUUAGCAUACAGGGUUGAACCGUCAGAUAAUAAUUUGGUCAGACACAGUCAGUUUUCAGGUCCUGCUUCCAGCUUGCAUGAUUCAGCAUCAUCCCUCAGUGCGACAGACUCCACAUAUGCUAAACAUGGGAAAAACCCUCACCUUGAUCUGCAUAAACAUAAUUCAGAAAAGCAACAAGACUUUAGUCACUCUUCAGUAGACGGGAUGAUUUUGGAUGCAAAACAAAAGUGGCAGGAAUCUGAAGACUUUGAAGAAAUUAGCAAUAGUAGAAAUAACAAGAAAACUGAAUAUGGGCAAGAAACUGAUAGUCCAAUCUCAAGUCCCACUUCUUUUUCAGGUGGAAGUUGCAAUUCGUUGGAUAGCAAAAUCAGCUAUACCAGCAAUGGCAACAGGCAGUGUUCAUCACUUGAAUCAUAUGAGACGGUCUCUUUCAUCUCAUCGCGACAUCCUCAUUCCCUUGAAGAACUGGAAUUUUCAGAUUCCGCCUCUUCCUUAUCUGUCGGGGCCAUGGAAAGGAAGAAUAGAGCUUGUACAUCAGGUUAUAGAAAUUUUGAGCCAUCACCGAACUGGGAAUUGGUAUAUGCUAUAGAAGUACUUAGCAAUGCUGACUUUCAGCUAGAUGAUUAUGUAUUGGGUCAGGCCUGUUUAACUGCAGAUUUCUUUACAUCCUGGGAGAAUCAGAAAACUGGAUCGGAUAAAGCUGAGGAUGAGUAUUAUAAACUUGAACAGAAGCUCGUCUUCGAUUUCUUAAAUGAAUGCUUAGAAUUCAGGUGUGAGCAAAUAUCUGUCGGAAAUCACAAAGCAUGGAGUAAAUUGACGAUGUUGUUUCUAAAGAAGGACCUCUUGGCAGAGGAAUUUCAUAGAGAAAUGAGCAGGUUGACAAGCAUGAAGGACUUACCCACGGAUGAGAUUGUGGACAAGGACAUGAGUUCUCAUUAUGGAAAAUGGGUCGACUUCGAAACCGAAGAAUGUGAAGAAGUUUUAGAUCUAGGCGAUGAGAUAUUAAGUUCUUUAGUUGAUGAAUUAAUGAUAGAUUUGUUGUCUUGAAUUGAUAAACCCUCUUAGGUUCUUUCAUUAUCUGUUACAUAUAGGCAAAACUAAUCCUAUCUAUUGUUUCUUACUUUCCAAUUUCUUUAAGCAGCAAAAAGAAUAUAUAUAUAUCUGGAAGAAAGAAUGUUUCUUUA